Molecule: messenger RNA, 1730 nt
Organism: Diatraea saccharalis (sugarcane borer)
Lineage: Eukaryota; Metazoa; Arthropoda; Insecta; Lepidoptera; Crambidae
Source: the annotation of a GenBank genome assembly
UUUCCUUGUCCAUUAAAUUUAAUUCUAUUUGUUAAUAUAUUCGUUUAAUAUCAAUUAGUAUUAAAUACAUAUACUUUUUAUACAUAAAACACUUUAAAACUUAACUUAUUUUUCUCACUUAAAUUAACAAAAUGGUGAAAGUGAAAGUACAACAAGGCUGGUUAGAAGGUGAACUAUUAGAAUCCUCAACAGGACAAAGCUCUUUUCAUAGUUUCAAAGGGAUUCCAUACGCUACUCCACCGUUGGGGAAAUUGAGAUUUAAGGCACCGCUGCCUUCUCAAUCUUGGGAUGGAGUAAGACAAGCAAAAGAAUUUGGACCUGUUUGCUCCCAAAAAGACUUAGUUAAUGAGAAACUUUCACUAGGAAGUGAAGAUUGUUUGUACCUCAACGUUUAUACACCCAAUGUAAAACCAUCCACGCCUUUCGCUGUUAUGGUAUUUAUCCACGGAGGUGCCUUUAAAUGGGGUUCUGGCAACGAUGAUAACUAUGGUCCUGACUUCUUAAUGGCUCACAAUGUAGUCCUAGUUACCUUCAAUUAUAGGUUGGAAACAUUAGGAUUCCUAUGCCUCGACACAGAAGAAGUUCCCGGCAAUGCAGGAAUGAAGGACCAAGUUCUUGCUUUGGAAUGGGUAAAAGAAAAUAUAAAUAACUUUGGAGGUGAUCCUGAUAAUAUAACAAUUUUUGGUGAGAGUGCAGGUGGAGCUUCUGCAGCUCUUCAUCUCUUAUCUCCUAUGUCUAAAGGUCUCUUCAGAAGGUGUAUUCCGAUGAGUGGUGUACCUUUUUGUGACUGGGCAGUACCCUUUGAAGCUAAAAGACGCGCUUUUAUAUUAGGGAAACAAUUGGGCUUCGAUACGAAGGAUCCCAAAGAACUUCUUGAAUAUCUUCAGAGCGUCCCAGUAGAGAAGCUCAUUGACGUCAAACCAUGCGUGCUAGCUGCUGAAGAAAUAACUAAAAAAGUCUUCAAAAUAUUUAUUUUUACUCCUGUGGUAGAAAAAGAUUUUGGUAGUAAUAAUUUCCUGACGGAAACACCAUUUCAAGCUCUAAAAAAUGGUAACAUAAACGACGUAGAUGUCUUAAUUGGUAAUACCAGUUUAGAGUCAUUAAUAUUAUUACCUCUACUUGAUAAGUUAUCUGUAGAAGAAUUUAUAAAAUAUCCAGAGCUAAUAGUUCCAGUAAAAAUGUCUCACGAAUUGGGGCCACUAAAGAUUUUAGAAAUUGCAGAUCGAAUUUAUGAGCAUUAUUUUGACACAAAAGAUGAAUCAGUAGAUAUCGUUAAACAGCUCGCCAGCUACGCCAUGGAUAUAUUUUACGUUUAUGACAUUUAUAGAUUUUUGAAACUCCUAACAAACACUGGCAAAAAUAAAAGAUAUCAAUAUAGAUUCUCAUCUAUUUCCGAUAGAAAUGUGUACGGACAAAUCGGUGAAAAAUAUGGCUUAACUGGAGCUUCUCAUAUGGAUGAUAUGAUGUAUUUAUUCGAUGCGAAACAGACUGUUCAGACUAUAGGGGAAAGGGAACAGAAUUUAAUAAACCAAGCAUGUACACUUUUCACAAACUUCGCUAAAUAUGGCAUACUGACUUCGGGAUCAUGUGAAGUGGACUGGCCAGAAUACGGCGACGGAGAAUACUAUGGAGACAUAGGAGAUAAAGUCACUAUAGGGCAACACCUGGACAAGGACAUCAUCAGCUUCUGGAAGAACCUUUACGAUUAUGCUGGAAUUGAGUUUAUAUAA